Magallana angulata is the source of this 2278-nucleotide messenger RNA. RefSeq names its product multiple epidermal growth factor-like domains protein 10. Gene Ontology annotation, molecular function: scavenger receptor activity. Lineage: Eukaryota; Metazoa; Mollusca; Bivalvia; Ostreida; Ostreidae. The coding region runs from base 94 to 1896 and encodes 600 amino acids. The record is from RefSeq and is a predicted model, not a curated record. The transcript has 13 exons.
ACUCAGUCAUAAGGACGGUUUUGAUUUGAUUUAAAAUAGACAACAGACUGAUGUAAGUAAGUCUCUCGCUCUCUUACAUGCUGAUAUUCAUAGAUGGGUUUCCGCCGGUUGGUUGGUUCGUUUGUCUGUGGAAUUUACGGGAUAAAUUUGAUCUGUUUCGCUUGGAGUGAAUUGGCUUCUAAGAACUGUCAAUCGUCUUAUAAGUAUUCGUACAUCUUUCAGUAUGACAGUUAUGCAGCCUGCCCUUACAAUGAGCAAGUCUGCAAUGGGUGGUUCUUGGGGAGAAGAUGCACCACCUAUACAAAAUAUUAUCGGUGUGUCAAGAAAAUGUCGCGGGUGGAUUUCGCUUACCAAUAUUUUGAUGUCUGUUGCCCUGGUUACAUAGAACUGAACAACGGAACUUGCCUAAGAGGCUGCGCGGAGGGUAAAUACGGGACUGAGUGUGAAAGAGAUUGUAAUUGUCAAGGCCACGCCUACCCUGGGUGUGACAUAGACACCGGAAACUGCACGUGUUUUCCAGGCUGGACAGGAAGUGAUUGUAAUAAAGUCUGUCCCAAGGGAUGGUUUGGUUCAAACUGCAGCAGCGAAUGCCUGUGUAAAAAUAACGCCACCUGCAGCCCGAUAGGUGGCGCAUGUAACUGUACUACCCCAGGGUGGACUGGCCAGUUCUGUCAGGAAGAAUGCAACUCAACACGUUUUGGUAGAAACUGCCAAGAAAAUUGCACGUGUGGUGUCAAUGAAACGUGUAGUCGGUUUGAUGGUCUCUGCGCGUGCAUUGCGGGCAAAACAGGAGUGAACUGCUCUGAGGAUUGUCCUGCAUACAGAUUUGGACCAAACUGCACCAAUUCCUGUUCAUGUGCACAUUCAACUGGAUGUGACGCAGUAACGGGAAAGUGUAUCUGUGAUGUUGGAUACACAGGAGAGCAAUGCAAUGAAGUCUGUAGUUCUGGUACAUACGGCGCGAGAUGUAACCAGACCUGUAACUGUACGGGGGCCGAGGUCUGCGAACCCGACACGGGCGAGUGCAUCUCACGUUGUGUGUGCCAUGAAGAGGGUACAGCUAACUGCAACUCCCUGUAUGAUUCCUGCAGAUGUUUGCCUUAUCACAACCACACUUGUCAUGAUGAAAAUGUAUUUCUUAAAGAAAGAUGCAGAGAUGUAUGUGAAUGUUCUUCCCCAACUGAUACUUGUUGUGUUUCGAACUCGUCCAUGUGCCAAUGUAAGGAUGGCUGGACCGGCCGGAAGUGCUCCACAGCAUGUCCACAAGGAACUUUUGGGAGAAAAUGUUAUGGCAUCUGCAAUUGUUCAGCAGACGAACUGUGUCACCACGUGAGCGGAAAUUGUAUUUCUCUUGAUACGGCAGAAGCUCAGAUAUCAGCCUACCCGAGGAAAGGAUACAUUUUCUGGAUUUUUUGCGGGAUUAUUUUUGUUCUACUCGUUGCCUUGACAACAGGACUUGCCAUUUAUUUGAGGAGACUCCGCCCCAUCCCGAAAGUCACCAGAAACCACUCGCCUUGUAAAGACAUGUCAUGCUGUGAGUGUUUCAAACCUCAUAACAAGAGAGCAUCAAUUACUAGAAGAUACACAGAGCUACAAGAGGAUUUGAGCUGGGUAACCUCUGACAGCGACUACGACCACUUGUCCAGACCAGGUCAGGCCAAAUCCGAGCUCCAGAUAGACUUUGACCCGACCUACAACAGAACAAGUGAGACUGGGGAUGAAUACGGUACCACAGCUCUCCCGCGUGGUUCCAGUAUAGUUACAUCGGAAGAUGAGUACAGUCAUAUCAAAGGAAAUGAACAAGCAACAAACAGUAUUUAUGAUACUUUACAAAGAACUAAGGUGCAAGUGGACGAGAAUGUGUACAGCGGUGACAAUAGUUCUGUGAUUUUCUAAUGCAGUUUGUUACUAUAUCUCUGUGAUCUUACGCCUGUGUGAUAAAUUCUUAAUAUACACAAACUUGAUCAUUUCGUAUGCAAUAUUUCUAAAUGAACACAUACGGAUUAAUGCAACAAAUGCAAAUGCAAAGUCAUGAUGAAUGUGUACUAGAUGUGGUAUUAAAUCUAUGUCAUUAUUAUGGAAUUCUGAUCGUGGCACCAAAUAUUUGACAUCAUAAUUGUGUUUUAAUCUUGACACCAUAGCUAUGUCAUUAUGUCUGUAUCCUGGUCAUGGCACCAGAAACUAUGUCAUGACUAUGUACGAACAAGGUACUAUAUAUAUUUUUUGUUUCUAAUGCAUCCUGGUCAUGGCACCAAAUAAAUUAUGAAUGUGUUUUGGC